AUGACGUGUUUUAAGCAGCAGACGUGUUGUUGCACAGACGUGUUGUUGCUGACCGUGUUGUUUGCAUGCAGUACGUGUCUGUUGCAGCAGACCCGUGUUGUCGCAGCAGACUGUGGUUGUCUUGCAGCAGCGUUGUUGUUGCAGCAGCGGUUGUUGCUUGCAGACGUGUUGUUGCAGCAGACGUGUUGUUGCGAAGCAGACGUGGUUGUUUGCACGCAGAGGAGCGUAGUUGUUGCUAGCAGACGUGGUGUUGCCAGCAGGCAGUGUGUUGGAGCAGGCGUGUUGGCUCAGCAGGCCGGGGUGUCGCAGCAGACGUUUGUCGCAGCAGACGUGUUUGUCGCUCAUACGUGUAGUUGCUGCAGGCGUGCUGUUGGCAGCAGGCUGGUGGUACUGCAGACGGGUUUGUCAGCAGACGUGUUGUUAUCAGACGUGUGUUUGCAGCAGACGGGUUGCUUGCAGCAAACUAAUGUGGUUGCAGGCAGCCGGUGUUUGUUGCAGCAAGACGUAUUGUCGCAGCAGACGUGUUUGUCGCAGCAGGCGUUUGUUUGCAGCCGGACGUGUUGGUUGCCGGCGGACGUGUUGUCGCAGCAGAUGUGUUGUCGCAGCAGACGUGUUGUCGCAGCAACGUGUUUGUUUGCUGCAGACGUGUGGCGCAGCAGACGUGGUUUGUCGCAGCAGACGUGUUUGUCGCUGCAGAGCGUUGUUGUUGCUGCAGUGCGUGGCUGUUUGGCAGCAGGCGUGUUGUUACGGCAGAACGUGGUGUUGCUGCAGACUCGAUGUUGUGCAGCAGACGUGUUGUUGCUGCAGCUGUGUUGA
Knipowitschia caucasica is the source of this 816-nucleotide messenger RNA. The record is from the annotation of a GenBank genome assembly. Lineage: Eukaryota; Metazoa; Chordata; Actinopteri; Gobiiformes; Gobiidae.